ACAACAAGGCAGAGAAAAUGGAAGGCUGUGCUAGCUAGCUAGCUGGUUAGCUGAGCGAAUCCAAUAAUAACUGGAAACAAAACGUUCAUAUGCAAGCUACCAACACAUGUCAAAAUGGAUCCAAUGGAAGAUAACAACAUCAAUGAUUAUAAUUAUGAAGAACAGCGAGAAGAGGCUGGUUCGAGUGUUAGGCCGACCAUGUCUCAGGUUAAAAAGUCCUGGGGCUUCAGACGGACAACAAUCGCCAAAAGGGAGUUCUUGGAUGAAGUUGGAGACCUAACAAGCAAUCCUCAACCCGUACGCAGAGCCAGAGGUUGUAGAGCCAACCCAACACCCCAGCCCUCUCCAGAAACCCAGAGAGUUUCCCGUGGAACCAGGAGUGUAAUAGAUGAUCUCGAGUGGUCUGCCCCAUCGUCACCGGUAUCAGAGGAGAGCAAGCCCGCCUCCGAAGCCUCAGCAGGAGGGAGCCUUGACCCCAGCUCAUGGCAAGAUUGCGGGUCUGCCUUCCACACUGCUUUCUCACUGCUUGGUGGAGGUGAGGGUUUGGCACUGGACAUGUCAAACACACUGGCAAUCCCUGACAUUUUGGAAGUCACUGACUCCCUUGAAGCCUCGCCACCCCAACUCAUAGAAGAAACGGAGGUGCCUGAUGAUAAUGAAUCUACUGAUGAGAUGGAAAUCUCGCAGCCUGUUGCACCUGACAAUGUGGCAGGAGGAGAAAAUGAUGACGUUGUUCUGAUAUCUAGUCAGGAAGAGGACAGUGAUGAUAUGACUCUGAUGCAGAUAGCUUCAAAAGGCAGACAGGGAGACACAAGAGGUAGAGGGGGGAGAGGGGGGAGAGGUGGAAGAGGAAAGGCCAGAGGAAGGGGGAGAGGCAGAGGAAGAGGUAGAGGAAGAGGUAGAGGACGGGGCAGAGGGAGAAGCAAGGCAGUGGCGCUUCAAUCAAGGAUUAUUGAUGAAGAGGACAACGACAAUGAGCUGGUGGUAGUCAAUCCCGCUGAUCAGAUGCUGCAGCAAUUUCAAGACAAAGACAAUGAUCCACAAGAUCCUGCUGAAAUAGUGAUAUCCUCUGCUAACUCUGACAUCACUCUGAGUCCCACUCAGCAAUCUAGCUCAGACUGCAUAAUCAUAGACACUGAUUUAGACCACAUUACUGAUAUGACUUCUGGCCAGUACGCUGAUGCACCAGAAGAGGAGAAGAAAGAAGAUAAUAAUGUAGAAGAGUUUUCACGAAUAUUAGAUACAGACGGCUCUGAUUCCAAUGCGCUGUACUGCAUCUGUCGGCAGAAGCUAGAUAAAAGGUUCAUGAUCUGCUGUGACAUUUGCCAGGAUUGGUUUCAUGGCGAAUGUGUUGGUAUCAGUGCAACACAGGGUCGUAAGAUGGAGAAGAAAGGGCAAGAGUACGUGUGCCCCCCUUGUACUACAUGGAAGAAGCUCCAUCUCCUACCAGAGCCUCAGCCUGAGCUUAGCUUUCCUGAAUGCUUGACGCUAAGUCCACCCAGUGAAGAACAGGAGGAGCACCAGGAGCAGAAAGAACUCAAGGAGACUUUGUCUGCGGUUGAGCAGCAGCAGCAGCAGCAGCAGCAGCAGCAGCAGCAGCAGCAGCAGGAGAAGGAGGAGGAUGAGAAGGAGAAGGAAAAGAAGGACGAGGAGAAGGACGAGGAGAAGGCUCCUGUGAUGAUGGCAACGCUUGAGCCUGAUGCUGAGAUGGAGACAGGCAGCUCUCUUCCUCUGUGCAUUGGACCCGAAUGCUCCAAACAAGCCCUACAAGACUCUGUUUACUGUGGCACUGACUGCAUCCUGCAGCACGCCGCCUUCACUAUGAAGACUCUUUCUGUUCCUAAAGUGCCCAAGCCCAGAGGACGGCCUCAGAGAAAAGCUGCCACUGCCAAACCCAACCCAACGGGUCAGAGGUCGGGUCGGAUGUCAAAGAGAUUAGCAGUAAAUGCUGAGGAACGUGAAGAGGAGGAUGUGAAGGAAGAUGAUGGAGGGCAGGAGGAGGCUGUGUCUCACUUAGCCUGCGACCCCAGUCUCACAGAAGUUCAGGCCACUUCCAUACCAUCGUCUAAGUUUUACACAGCGUCUAUAAAGGACAAUGAACAGGUAGAGGCAGACAGUGAGGUUGCAACUUCUUCCAAACCACCUGCAGGUGAGACCUCGACUGAUGUUGCCCCCUCUUCCCAGCCUGCCGCUGAGACACCAUCGACACAGAGCCACUCUGAAGAACAGGCAAAGCAGCCAACCAACAGUGCAGUGCCUCAGCAGCAAUCUGCCUAUUCAGAUCCCUCUAUACCACCAAACCCAACAAAAACGAGUGUACCUCCUGCCCCACAAUCCCCCUCCACCUCAGCUCCCAGACAUCAUGAAACAGGGGCUCUUAUUGUCACUAAGACCGCGUACGUCAUACCAAAGAAGCUCCCUGCCCCCCAGGCUCCGUCCAGCCACCUGUCAGCCUCAACGUCGGGCCAAAAGCCUUCUUCUGCCCCAACGCUGAUGAACGAAACCAGAAAUCUGCUGGUGCCCCCUGCACCCAGUGCUCCCUCCUCCAGACCCUCCCAGCCCAAUACCCAGGUCAGACAGAGCAUCCAGCGCUCCCUCAUCAGCAUCCUGUUCAAAAGGGUGUGUGAUUGUGAGGACUUGGAGAUGCCCGAGAGUGACGUAGCAAAGCUUGUCUCAAGCAUUGAGAUGGAGAUGUUCAACAUAUUUCGCAACACAGACAGCAAAUACAUGAACAAGUACAGAACUAUUAUGUUCAACCUGAAAGACCCAAAAAACAAGGGCUUGUUGUAUCGUGUCGUACGUGGAGAGAUCAGUCCCUUCAGACUGGCCAGAAUGAGCCAGAAGGAUAUGCAGGCUACCAAAGCAUCAGAGCCAAGUGCAAAAGAAACUACAGAGGUUAAGAAUGCAGCUGCUAAAGCGACAAGUUUGUCGCAAAAGCCUGAGGCAGUGAAGGUGGAUUUGCCAAGUUUGAAUCCCACUAGACCUGCUAGAAGCACGUUUGCGUUCCAGGAACAAAAGAAAAACCUUCCUGCUCUUGCUCCCAAGACCAGAACAAGCCAGCCGAACCAGGGCAGUGCUGUACCAGAUAUUCUCUCCUGCAUGCUGAAGGACACAACAUCAGAGCACAAAGCUCAUCUCUUUGACCUGAAAUGCAAAAUAUGCACAGGUCAAAUGCUCGCUGGGGAAGACGAGGAACCGGCAAAGAAAAAACCCAAGAUUUCUGAGACAAGAGAUAAAUAUGAACCCUCUUGGAGAAAGUGUGCCGGAGAUGACUCUCCUCUGAGGGCCCCACCUGACUCACCUGACAUGGAUUCUCCAACAUCCCUAAUGGAUUAUUCACCACGUCUUAUCAUUGAUGCUCCAGCGCUGACUAUCGUUGAAUCCCCAGCGUCCCCUAUAAUGGACUCUCCAGCCUCCCCUGUCAUGGAAUCCCCUGCUUCCCCAACUCCAGACACUCCUAAAACGACUACACAAAAGAGAUCCUACACACCAGUUGUGAUCCCAGCAGUCUCCACAGUUACUAUCACAAGGCGUGACCCCCGCACUGCCGCAAACAGGUCUUCUUGGUCUAGAGGCACAUCCAGUCCAAGUAACACAACCAAUAACCAAUCAGUAUCUUAUUCUAUUCGUCAAGAGACUACCUCUGCAUCGCCCUCAGCACCAACGUACUUGGGACCACCAACAAAACCAUUACCCAAGUCGAUCUUAAUGAAGCCAUCAUCCUCUGCUGAUCCCAGACUCUAUGGGACAUCCUCAAGGACUGUGAUCUCUGAAUCCCCAGCUGAUGGUGAAACUUCCCAGUUCUUGGCUAAGCAUGAGAUAGUGUGGAAAGGCUUCCUAAACAUGCUCUCUGUGGCCAAGUUUGUCACCAAAGGAUAUAUGGUUUCAGGAACGGCUGAAAAUCUCAAAGCGGAUCUACCUGACACCAUACAAAUAGCAGGACGAAUCCUGCCUCAAACAGUGUGGGACUAUGUUGCAAAACUAAAGACCUCUGUUACAAAGGAGUUAUGUGUGAUCCGGUUUCACCCUGCAACAGAGGAGGAAGAGGUGGCCUAUGUCUCCCUAUUUUCCUACUUCAACAGCAGAGGUCGUUAUGGUGUGGUCGCCAAUGGCAGCCGUUCCAUCAAAGAUAUAUACCUUGUCCCACUAAGUGCAAAGGAAUCAAUCCCAACCAUACUCCAACCUCUUGACGGACCAGGUUUUGAAAAAAACCGGCCAAAUCUUCUUCUGGGUCUGGCUGUCAUCCAAAAGACAAAACGUCCAGGAAGCUUGCCUCAGGAAAUUGAAGAGAAGAGACCCAAAGUUAAUAUGUCCAAAGACCCUAUGUGGAUCCCAAAACCCCCAGUCCUCUAUGGUUCUGACAAAUUGGAAAUAUUUCAACCCUACGAUCCUGAGACUCCUGCUAACACCUCCCCUCCUGGCUCACCACUUUGCCCUGGGUCACCACCAGACUCGUCCUCUUCUGGAUCAGUUGCCCUACCAUCUUGUUAUAAUUCUUUUAGAACAAACCCUCCUUUCUCUACCUCAGCUGCAGUUGCUGCCACCCAGUCCACCUCUGAGAGCGACAAGAAUGCCACAGCAGCAUCCAGUAAUAAGUCACCACUGCAGACCAUCUUGAAAAGUUUGUUUGGCAAUAAGCAAACUGACUCCGUUGUCUCUUCUGACAUACAAUCUUCAACAGCAACAGUUCAUGUUAAGAAGGUCCCAGUGUUUUCUAAGGUGUCUCGAUCAAUGGUGGAUCCAAUUGUCCAACAAUAUGGACAGAAAUCAAAAGUAAAGAAAAUAGAAGAAGAAGAAGAAAAUGACUUUGACCGACCAUAUGACCCAGAAGAGGAGUAUGAUUCAGCAAUGGGAUAUGGAAUGGUUGCUCCUCAGAACAUUGAGAAAAUGAAGACAGAGGGCCCUGCAGUAUCAGGCUGUGUAGACGAUGAUGUGGCCUAUGAUCCAGAAGACGACACUAUCUUUGCAGAUAUGCAAAGGGAUAUUGCUUUGACAAAGCCCCCUGCUCAGACGUCAGGUACUCCAUCAUGCCAAACCUCAAUAUCCACCCAGAUUAAAACACCAACUCCCAACUCCACUGCCGUGCAAUCCUCUACCCAAGCUGUAAUAAUGCAGAACAUUCCUACAGGCACUGUGGUUGUCUCAGCUGCAACACUAACUGAACAACAACGAAUGCUUGAUGAUCUCAAUAGGCAGAUUGAAGAGCAAAAACAGCAAUUGAAGGAGCAGGAAGAGGCCAUACGUCAACAGAAAGAGGCUGUUGGUAUCUUUAUGGCUCGCUUUUCUGUUUCUGAUUCCCUGAUGACUCCCCAACAAAAAGCUUUGCCUCUCAGUCAACUGUCAGAAUCAACAGACAAGACCAGCAACCUUACAGAGACUGAGGACAGUUCAAAUGUAGAUUCACAAACUGUUAAACAAGACACAACUGCCACACCUAAUGUAGAAAAUGAUGCAGAAACAGUUACAGAGCAAGAUAAAACACAGGCUGAUGUUAAAGAAAGUGACAAAUAUUCCUCUGCGGGUGAGAUUGAAGACUCUGAUGUAGCUUAUGAUCCUGAAGACGAAUCACUUUUUGAUGAAAUUCAAGAUGAUGUUUUUCAAGGAGGCAGUAUAAAGACCCGUGAUUUAUCUUUGUCGAGAACAGGGCUUAGUGCCUCUCGCAAGGGCAGUCCUCUGAGUUCACACCACAGCAGAAAGAGAAGGUUAUCACCAAAGAGGCGGAGUCAUCAUGAAAGGAGCCGCCAUGGAAGUCCUUCUAAAAGAUCACAGCGACGUUCUCCUUCACAUUCCCGGAGACAUAGAGAAAAGGAUAGACACAGAAAAAGUGAAAGGGACAGGUCAAGGCAUAGAGCCAGAGACCAGUCUGACCGCCAAGGUCGCCAACAUAAAGAGCAUACCCCACGGCAGCAUUCUCAUGGGCGUAGAAGAUCCCCAUGUUCUCCUAGAAAAACAGAUUCUGGGUCCUUAUCGCCAAAAUGGAACAGAGAUCCUUCACCUCAAGUCCUUGAGAUAUCAAAGCCUUUAACUGUUCUGUGUAAUGCUCCAGACUCUUUAGACUCUGUUGAUAGAACAUUUUUAGGGAGUAACCAAUCAUCAUCCAGUUCAGUUACUAUUAAAAAUUACCCUCCUGUUGGACAUCAGCUAAAAAGUAAUCUUGUUAAGAGUGUUGAUGAAGGCUUUUCUCCCUCUUCACAUGAACUUCUUCACAAUGUGAAGCUUAAUACUUUAAAAGAUCCAAAAUCCCAAGAGCCUCAAAACACGUCUGUCAGUGGCGACAGAGAUAGUGGUUCCUCUAACCAGGUAAAUAUACCCUCUCAACUUGAAACUCUGUUUAGCAAAUUUGAAAUUCCAGUUCCUCUACGUGAAACUGAUCCGCCCAUUCGAGAUUCUCCUCAGAGCCCUGAUCCAGAGCCACAGUUUGUAAAACCUAUUAGCACAGAAAAGAGGGGCCCUAAAAUUGAGGAAAUCAGAGAUCCUCAGACCCUUACCAGUGUCUCAAUGCCACAUGAUAAAGUUGAAAGUAUUUGUUUGCCUAUUGGUGGUCAAGCAACAAUGUCCAAAAUACUGUGGCCAACCGGUCGAGGUGCCUUAGUUCUAGAGGGGCAAGGGGUCAAAGAUGAGGUUAUAAAAGAGGCAGACAAACAGAUAGAAAGGGGACAUCCAGGCUUAAAACAUCCUAAAAUACUGGGUCAAGGGGAGGGUGAUUCAAUUCGAGCUAUAGGCUCAGAUAUUCAGGCCUCAGGAACUGAAAAACAUCCUGUGACAAAACAGCCAGGACCUGGACAUAUUGAACCACAGAUAGAUCUUAGAGUAACAGAAACUGGAUUCCCAGGCCCCAAUAGGAGAGGCCCAGACAUGCAAGGAAAAGGUACCACCAUUUGGGGUCCUGGAUCACAUACACAAAACGUAUCUAGUAUGCAAGGCUUGAACCUAGAACUCACAGCUCCAGCUCCUGAUAUGAUGCACAGUGAGACAGAAGUGAGUGGACAAAUGCUUGUACCAGCUGUUAUAAAUUCAUGUGGGGAAGGAUCAGAUCUACAGAACAAGAGUAGAGAUCUAGUCAUAAAGGGCCCUUCGUCACAUAGAACUGAAGCCGAUAUAAGGGGCACAAGAGAGCCUUUAUUUGCUCAUGAGAGGUGGGGUCCACAAAAAGGGCAAAAUGUACCCAUGAGAGGACCAGGGCCAAACAUUAAUUAUGAAAGUGGUGGUUCUAACAUACCCUUCUUUGGAGAAGACAGUGGGCCUAGAGAACCUUUUAAGAAGACAAGUCCCGGUAUGACAGCUGGAAAGAGUGUGCAUGGCACUGACAUGAAAGAAUCAGAAACUAUUUGUGAAUUAAGAAGGCCAAAUAUGACACAAAGAGGAAGUUACAUGGGGCCUAGUCAAGAUAUUGGUAGUAUGGGUGGCUCAAAUACAAGGGGUGAUGGCAUGCUUAACUUUAAAACUCCUGAUUGGAGUGGUCCAGGUCCCGUUGCUGGUCCUGAUAUAAGGGGUCAAACGAGUCAAAAUAUAGGCCUGGGCCUACAUAUGAGAGGUAUAGAUUGUGGUCACCCAGGAACAGUCAUAAGAGAUGAUUGCAGAGGUACAGAUAUGAGAGGAUCAGGUCCACUCAGAGAAGGGCCAUUUAUACAAGAUGAAUGGAGAGUCCCUCCGCCUAACAGUAGAGGUCCAAACCUGGAGAACCAGGUGCCUAACAGAAGAGGGGUUGGAGACCUAGACUUUAGAGAACCAGCGUCUGAAAUGAGCUGUGGACUGAUAGAGGACAUUAGGCCUGAAAGGAAAAGAUCAGUGGGUCCCAAUUUCAUGGCACCAGGGGGUCCAGAUUUUGUGAGACCAGGACUUGAAAUGAAUGAUCAGGAUAUGAUGGGUCAUGGGCCUAACAGGAGAGGACCUGGAGGGCCAGAUGUUAGGGGACCAGGGCCUGUAAGCAGAGGCUUAUCUAUGGAAGGACCUGUGCCCGACAGGAGAGGACCUGGAGGGCCAGAUUUUAGGGGACCAGGACAUGAAAGGAGAGGUCCAGCUAUGGAGGGUCCUGGGUCUGACAGGGGAGUACCUAGAGGUCCAGUUUAUAGGGGAGAAGGGCCAGAAAGCAGAGGCUCAUCAAUAGAGGGCCCUGGGCCUGACAGAAGAGGGCCCGGAGGUCCAGAUUUCCAAGGACCAGGAACUGAAAGAAGAGGUCCAGCUAUGGAAGGCCCCUGGCCUGACAGGAGACGGCCUGGAGGUCCAGAUUUUAAAGGACCGGGACCAGAAAGUAGAGGUCCAGCUAUGGAGGGUCCCUGGCCUGACAGGAGACGGCCUGGAGGUCCAGAUUUCAAAGGAUCAGCUCCUGAAAGGAGGGGUCAAGCUAUGGAGGGUCCUGGGCCUGAAAGGAGAGGGCCCGAAGGUCCAGAUUUCAAAGGACCAGCUCAUGAAAGGAGGGGGCAAGCUAUGGAGGGUCCUGGGCCUGAAAGGAGAGGGCCCGAAGGUCCAGAUUUCAAAGGACCAGUUCCUGAAAGGAGGGGUCAAGCUAUGGAGGGUCCUGGGCCUGACAGGAGGGGACCUGGAGGUCCAGAUUUCCAAGGACCAGGAACUGAAAGAAGAGGUCCAGCUAUGGAUAGCCCCUGGCCUGACAGAAGAGGGCCUGGAGGUCCAGAUUUCCAAGGACCAGGAACUGAAAGAAGAGGUCCAGCUAUGGAGGGUCCCUGGCCUGACAGGAGAUGGCCCGAAGGUCCAGAUUUCAAAGGACCAGCUCCUGAAAGGAGGGGUCAAGCUAUGGAGGCUCCUGGGCCUGACAGGAGGGGACCUGGAGGUCCAGAUUUCCAAGGACCAGGAACUGAAAGGAGAGGUCCAGCUAUGGAUGGCCCCUGGCCUGACAGAAGAGGGCCUGGAGGUCCAGAUUUCAAAGGACCAGGACCUGAAAGUAAAGGUCCAGCUAUGGAUGGUCCCUGGCAUGACAGGAGAGGGCCAGGAGGUCCAGAUUUCAGAGGACCAGGACCUGAAAGUAGAAGUCCAGCUAUGGAGGGUCCUGGGCCUGACAGGAGAGAGCCCAGAGGUCCAGAUUACACGGUGCCAGGGCCUGAGAGGAGUGGUCGAGCUUUUGACGGUCCUGGGCCUGACUGGAAAGGACCUAGAGGUCCAGAUUUUAAAGGACCAGGAGCUGAAAGGAGAGGUCCAGCUAUGGAGGGUCCUGGGCCCGACAGGAGAGGACCUGGAGGUCCAGAUUUCAUAGAUCUAGGAACUGGAAAAAGAAGUCCAGCUAUGGAUGCUCCUAGACCCGACAAGGGACCUGGAUGUCCAUAUUUCAGGGGGCCAAGGCCUGAAAGCAGAGGCUUUUCUAUGGAGGGUAAUGGGCCUGACAGGAGAGGACCUGGAGGUCCAGUUUUCAGAGGUCCAAGGCCUGAAAGAAGAAGUUUAUCUAUGGAGCGUUUUGGGCCUGACAGAAGAGGAACUAGUGGUCAAGAUUUCAGAGAGCCAGAACCUGAAAGAAGAGGUCCAGCUAUGGAGGGUCCUUGGCCUGACAUGAGAGUCCCCGGAGGUCCAGAUUUUAAAGAACCAGGGCCUGAAAUCAGAAGCUUAUCUAUGGAGGGGCCUAGGCGUGACAGGAGAGGACCUCAAGGUCAGGAUUUCCGGGGACCAUGGUCUGAAUGCAGAGACUUAUCUAUGGAGGGUCCUGGGCCUGACAGGAGAGGUACUAGAGGUCCAGGUUUCAGAGAACCAGGACCUGAGAGAAGAAGCUUAUCUAUGGAGGCUCCAGGACCUGGCAGAAGAGGACCAGGAGGUCCAGAUUUCAGUGGACCAGGAUCCAAUAUAAGAGGUCCUGGUAUCACUGGUUUGGGGCCUUACACAGGAGAAUCAGAAGUUCCAGACUUUAGUGGUCCAGGUAUAGAAGGUCCAGGGCCUCGAGUUAGAGGACAGGAAGUAGUACCUGAUGGUCCACAUUUCAGAAGACCUGGGUCUGAAAGGAGAAGUUCAUCUUUGGAGCGACCUGGGCCUGACAUUAGAGGUCCUGGCAGUCCAGAUUUCAGCGAACCAGGACUUUUAACUAGAAAUCAAGCAAUGGAAGGUUCUGGGCCUGACAUGAGAGGACCUGGAGCUCCAAACAACAGGGGACGACAAGGUUUUGGUAUGGAGGGUCCAGAUUUAAACAGGACAAUGUCAGAUGGUCCAGACAUGACGAAACCAGGGCAUUCAGAUCCAAACAAAGAGAGCCCAAGACCUGAGAGGAGAGAAGGUCCACAUUUUAGAGGUUGUGGUCCAAAUAGAAGGCUUCCAGAGACAGAGGAAAACUCUGACAGCAGGGACUUUCCAGGUGGCCAACACUUUAGGGCUCCUGAGCUAGAAAGAAGACCUUCAGACAUAGUGGGCCCAGGGUCUGAUAGAAGAAAUCCGCACUUAAGAGGAGUUAGGCCUGAAAGAAAUGUUAUGGAGGUUCCAGGGCUCGAUAGUCCAUGUCCAAGAGGUCUAGAUUUUAGAGGUCCAGACAUUGAGUGCCCAGGGCCUGACAGACAAGAACCAGGAGACUCAGGCUUCAAAGAGCCUGGACUUGAAAGGAGGAGUCCAGAUUCUGAGGGCCAAGGACCAGAUUGGAGAAGACCAGGUAGUCAUGACUUUAGGGACCCAGGAAUCAGGCACAGAAGUCCAAAAAGAGAAGGUAUGAGACAAAGAAGAGAUGGCUGGGGAGAGGCUGACUAUGGAGGAUCAGAACCUAUCCAAGAACCUAUAUCUCGAAACUUAAGGGGUUCAAGGCCUAUCAGGGGAAACAUAAGAGGGCAUGGGCCAGAUAUGAGAAGUUUCAGGGGCUCUGCACCUGAUAUGAGAGGCCCAGACACAGUGGAACAAUGGUCAGAUGGAAGAGGGCCCAAUAUGGAGGCUGUAGGAAAUGAAAUAGAAUGUUCAGGAGAUGAUUGGAAAAGACAUGGCAACAGGGGUCCAGGCCCCAACCAAGAAGGUCCAGUUGAGCAUGCUCAAGCACAUUCUAGGCAAGGUCCUCGAAGGGGAUGGAGUGGCCCUGAAAGUAUUGGGCCAAGGCCCAUACAAGAAAGACAAAAUAUGCCAUUUCCCGGGCCUUUGAGAGGUCCAGGAGAUGAUGGUCCUGGUUAUAGGGGUCCAGAUCCUGUCGAGGGUGACCCAGAUAUGAAAUGCCUAGGGCCCAGUAGGGGACGACGUGGGAGGAGAGAGCCUGAUCGAGGGUUUGGGCCAAACAGAAGGAGGCCUGAGCCAUCUUUCAGUAGGCAAAGAGAUACAGAAAACAGUGGACAAUGCCAUGAUAUAAGAGAUCCAGGCAUGAGAGAACCAGGAUCCGAUAUGAGAUGGGGUCAAGAUAUGGGGGAUGACUGUAGGAAGCCAGACUUCAGGGGUAUGAAGAGAGGGCGAAACAUGGAAGGACCUGGGACUGAUGGGAGAUUUUCAGAUUGUGGGGGACUAGGAUCUGAAAGGCAGGUAGACAUGGAAAACCCUGGAACAGGUAGACAAGGAUUUCAGCAUGAUUUUAGGAGAGAAAUGAGGGGUCCAGACAUGAGAAGAAUAGGACAUGGUAAUACCAAUAGGGAGCCAGCACCUGGAAGUUCAGAUGUCAGACCUGGGCGGUGGCCUACAGAAACUGAGGGGCCUGGGUCUGAUAGGAGGGGUCCAGGCAUAAUGGGCCCAGGGUUAGAUUUAAGGGGAUCUAAACAUCCCAUAAACAUAGACAUGCAAGGAUCAGAUAUAAGGGGCACCUCGCCUCAUUUCAAUAGUCUUCAUCAAAGUACUAGAUCUCAAGGCCCUAGUGAUCCAGAUUCUGAAUCAAACAUAGGUGCAGCUAAAAACAGUGGAGGACAAUCACACAGAGUUGCCCUACUUCCUACCCCAACAGGUCUCGUGCGCUUUCCAAAUCGUAUAAUUAACCAUCCUGAUGUUUUUAGCCAAAAUCGAAAACAAAUGGGUAGCCCAACUGAAAGAGAGUGUAGACCAGUAGGUAGACCAUUGACUCAAGAAAAAGAGUUGGUUAAAGCGCCAAGCCAGGAGCAGGAAAAAGGUCCUGCUUGUAAAAUAAGCAAAACUGAAGAUGCAAGCACAAGGGUCAGAGAUGACAAAAUGGAAGUGGGGAAUGAAAGUGAAAAAAGCAAUGUCCAGCCAAGUUAGACAGGCUAAAAGCAUUGACUCCUCAGGACAGUAAGUAAGAACUAGUCCUGCGGAAAGGCUUAGUAUCAUCUUAUUAAAUCACAAUGAGACUGAGAGCUUAACACAUUUUGAAUGUAUUACUCCGCAAAGACCUACAGACAAGCAAUGCAAAAAACCUGACAUUGUAGCUUGAUAAUGACAUUCUAAGAGAUAUUUGAGUAAACUAGGUGUUGAUUUGUCUUGUAUUCAAAGGUUGGGAAUUUAUUUUUGUAAUAUGUGCUGAUUAAAUGCUACUUACAUUUAACCGAUCACUUGUAAAUUCAACUUCAUGCUCAGUCUAGUUGGAAACAGUCAGAAAGGUUUUGUACAGAAAAUGUAAAAAAUAUUGUUUUUUUUGUUUUUUAACAGCCAUGUUUUUUUUAUUAUUAUUAUGUUUCAUCAUGGCCAUAGUGCCAGUGCAGUAGCCUUAAUGUUCUGUUGUUUUAAGUAAUCAAAUUCAUUGUACUUUCGAAAUGCAUAAAGUCAAUAAAAUGAAAUUCCUUUUUUAAA
Molecule: messenger RNA, 12627 nt
Organism: Trematomus bernacchii (emerald rockcod)
Lineage: Eukaryota; Metazoa; Chordata; Actinopteri; Perciformes; Nototheniidae
Exons: 16
Coding region: 115-12099 (3994 amino acids)
Biological process (GO): DNA-templated transcription
Cellular component (GO): nucleus
Source: RefSeq, a predicted model, not a curated record